Messenger RNA from Ruditapes philippinarum (Manila clam), 4169 nucleotides. Its product is annotated as trafficking protein particle complex subunit 11-like. The transcript has 29 exons. Lineage: Eukaryota; Metazoa; Mollusca; Bivalvia; Venerida; Veneridae. The coding region runs from base 185 to 3541 and encodes 1118 amino acids. The record is from RefSeq and is a predicted model, not a curated record.
AGCUAACAGUUACUUCCGAGUAACGAUCAUUUGCCAACAACAGUCAUGUUGGUUUCCCCUUGAUGAAAAUCCCUGUGUGAAUGACGUGAAUAAAGCCAUUAAAGGUCUCUUGCUGUCUGCAGCCAGCGUCUGCUAGAAUAGGCUUCCCUGUGGCCAUAUUAUAUGUUUAAUAUCAUUCUGAAAGAUGUCUUGGGCAAAUAAUCUACCAGAGGAGUUACUGUGUAGGCCAACAGGUCAAGUGAUAUUGACUGGUCUUGAUGUUACAUACAAUGCUGUACACAAAUCUAUAUGGGACUCAUUUUGUAACAACAGGCGACCAGACCGUGUUCCCUUACAGUUUCAGGUUGUCCCUGGAGACCAUGAGUACCCAAAAUGUAGAACUAAUAAGAGACAGUCCUAUGAGUGGUAUAUUCCUAAAGGUAUAUUGAAGUCAACAUGGAUGAAGAAACAUUUGACCCAGGUACCAGCUGUUGUUGUUGUUUUUUAUGAUCUUGAUUGGGAUGAACAUAUGUGGAAAGAAAAACAAAUGGAGUGUUCUACUAGAGUAGAAAUUGUCAGGAAUAGUUUACAAGGUAGAGGAACAAAAGUGUCAGUUGUGUUGAUACAGAAAAAUGCACCGCUGCCCCCUGGUGAGGAUGUUGUAGCUGCAGAAAGGGCAGCAUCACUGUGUAGUGCAUGUGAUUUGUCAGCCAAAAAUCUGUAUGUCCUACCACAGACUGACCAUUUAAUUGGCUACACAAUAAGGUUAGAGAAUGCCUUCUAUGAGUUAUCACAAGCAUAUUAUCAUGGUGAGGCAAGAAAGGUGAAGUCACACAAAGAUUUCCUCAAUAAAACUACACAUCAGCUAUUGUUUGUAAGACACCAGUUUAAAGUUGCUUUCUUCAACGAGAUGAAACAGGAUACUCAUACAGCUAUCAAACAUUACAAGCAAGCAUAUGGUCAUAUACUGGAGCUGAGAAUGUAUGAUACAAACAUGCUGGAAAUUAAAACUAUUGCUGGAUUUAUCAACUACAAGAUAUGUAGAUUAUCAUUCCAACACAAUGCCCCGCUGGAUGGUAUAGCCCAAUUUAGGAAGCAUAUUGACUUCUUCAAGAGUAAAAUAGGAAUAGCUGAUCUGGCAUUUGAGCACAGUGCCUGGAUGUCUAAACAGUUCCAGGUAUUUGGAGAUUUAUUUGAUGAGGCUAUCAAGCUAGGAUUGACAGCUAUACAGACACAACAUCCAGGAUUCUACUACCAGCAAGCAGCAAACCAUGCUAUUGCCAGGAAACAACUGUGUAGAGGGCUCUGUAAGCCAACUCAAGAGAAAAUAGACCCUGAGAUAACUGAUGGUCUUAAAUCAUUGGAUUUCUAUGGACAAAGACCCUGGAGGCAAGGACUUCAAAGUAUAGAUCCACCAGAUUUACAGAAAGAGAAGGAAGGGAUAGUGGCAUUACAAUGUCUAGAGUUGAAAGAAGAUCAUUCUUGGCUGAUAAUUCCAUUAUUAAACAGUGCUGUUGCCCAGUUCAAGAAAUACAAAUCCUUGAGAAUGAAGCGAUAUCUGAUGGUUCAAAUGGGACAAGAAUAUUUCCAUGCCAAAGAUUAUCAAAGAUCUCUUAUGUUAUUAAGUAAGGUGACAUGGGAUUAUAGAGGAGAGAGAUGGUGGCCUUUACUGACCUCCAUACUUACAACAUCACUAAAGUGUGCCUACCUGACUGGGAAAAUACAGGACUAUGUUAUAAACUGCGUUGAACUUAUUGGACCUUAUACAACAUGUCCAGCUGAUGAAAAGACGAGAAUUCAGAUGAAUCUGUUAAGAGUUAUGUCUAAUGAUGCCCCUGAAGCAGAACCUGGCUUAGAAACUGCCUGUGUUGAGAAGGCCAGAAAUUUCUGGAAUCCUGUGAUAGAACCCUGUGUAUUCAAUGUAGAAAUGCAAAAUAUUGUACCCUGUGUUGAAUGUAAGGCACGAUUUACAAGUGCUACAGUGGCAGCUGACCAGGAAGUUGAGGUGGAGGUAUAUCUACGGGUCAGAUGUCCAUUUCCUGUCAGAUUCUCUAAAGUCAGCAUCUCACUCAAUAACCCUAUGUAUAAUCAGUACUUAGAAGUGAUUGACGGCCAUGGGAUAUCUGCUGCCUCUGAAUCAGAAAGUAAAGAAGGAAAUUUAUACUUGGUACCCGGCACUCCAAGAUGUUAUAAAUUUACUUUCCUUCCUGUUCAAGAGGAUGUAGGGAGCCAACUUGAGAUAACAGGUGUAUGUGUGGUGAUGGGAUCAGAGACUGCCAGGUGUGCUGUCAUGACCUGGGUUGGUGCCGGUGGUGAUGCUGUUACACCAAUACAAACUGCACUGACUCUGUUACCUAGGAAACAAGGAAAACAUACAAUAGAAUGGGACCAGAUUGAGAUUGAUCAAUCAACAAAGAUUGUAUCAAGACCAGCGAAAGUGGACAUUGACUUACAUCAUGAAGCACCAAGUCUACAGAAUGAGUUUUAUCUUAUACAAGCUACUGUCACCAACAGAGAGGAUGUAGCUAUCAGUAAUGUAGUCAUGUCAGUCAGUAUACCAGAAAGGGAGGAGUCAGACAAAUCUACACAUCUAAGCUUAGAGCAUGCAGAGUUUGAUGGUAGAGUUGUUUCCCAGCUUUCUUACAUUGAUCUGGGAACCAUGCAGAAAGGAGAUGUUCAGAACAAGUCUAUUUUUGUGAAAUGUCUACAGACUGGGUCCAAACAUAUUACGUUCCAGGUAGAGUACAAUAUUGACGUGACAGCUGAUAACCAUGUGAUACCCUGUGCGUGUGUGAAGACAGAAAUCAUUAACCUGGCUACUGUCAGUGCGUUUGAAGUGUCGGUCAAACUCAUGAAUAUGAAGUUUGAGACUAUAGAGGCUAUACAAGCAGAAGAACCAUUCUUGUUGAUGCCAGAACUAAAGUGUACCUCACCAUGGGCAGUUGAUAUACAAGACAGUGAUUUACAUCUGUCUCAGUGUAUAGAGAAGGCAGACAUGACUCAAUCACAGUUACAAGGAGUGUGUUUAAAGAAGAGUGAAUGUGCUGCUGAAUGCUUCUGUCUGACCUCGAUGAAUUCUGUACAAACAUCUGUGUCACUUGGAAGCUAUGUCCUACAUUGGAAAAGACAUAAGGAUGAAAGUAUAACCUUAGAUCACCCGUCAGUGACAAGCCUUUUCUCUCUACCAACUGUUACCAUAGAACACAUACCUCUAUCUGUGGAGCUCAAACUUCCUGCCCAUGGUAGCAUGAAGUGUCUGUUACCUGUGUGCUAUGUUCUGCACAACCGGACAGGAUACCCACAAGAAGUGGAGGUUAACAUGGAAGCUAGUGAUUCUUUUAUGUUCUCUGGAAACAAACAGGUACACUUUAGACUGUUGCCAGGUAAACCUUACGAGAUGACAUAUAACCUCUUCCCAUUGGUUGCUGGUCAUGUGGCCCUUCCCAAGAUGCACCUGAACAUGUUGAGAUAUCCGGGAACAAUGGAUCCUAUUGUACAAAAGAUGUUACCAACUCAUAUUUUUAUCAAGCCUCUAGGUAAAGUGCCACCUGGUGAGAAAUAACUAUACAAUGUAGUUUAAACUAGAAGAUGCAAAGUAUGUUGUGUUGAUGUGAGAGACAAUGAUGUCAAUGAUUAUAUAUCUAUAUAAUACAAGUGAAUGAACUGUGUCAGAUGCUAGAUUGUAUUUACAUGUACCAAGUUAUGAAUGUUUAAGGCAGUGCAGAGGAAAAUAUAUAAAAUAUUUACAGUGUUGUGUGUAAGCAAUCUUUCAUUAGUGAUGAUACAGAGAAUGUUACAUAUGAUUAACAUUGAAAUAAUUAAUUUUGGAAGAUAUAUCUUUACUGAAAAUAUUACAGUUUGGUUGAAACUGUAUGUUAUUUGCAUGUACUUCAUUGUGGUAAGGACAUAACAGAUAGAAUAGAAAGAAUACCAUAGAGUUAAUUUGUACAGUGGCACUUCACCCUUUUUUUAACAUGUUUAAGAAUUUUGGUAUUACAUUAUGUAUAAUUGUGUGUAACUAAAAGUUGAAACAAUUAAUUUAUUGAUUGGAAAUGCCUCGGACAAUGUUACCUGAUAUGCUACAUGUAUUUAUUAAGUUUUUGCUUUUAUAAUUUCUGUAAUAUUAAAUGUUUAUGUGCAAUACAAUUAUGACUUGGAUAGUGCUGAAUAAUAAACUAUUGGUAACUAUA